UUUCCACUUUUUCUCUUUUGUCAACAUUCAUAUGAAAAUCUUUAGCUAGCUAUCAACCCUCGACCACUGGUUCUACCAGUAAGGUUAGCUAAUAGUUACUUGAUAAAAAUGUAUGUUUUCCCCUAACGAUUUAGCUAGCACACUAAAGGAAACGAUAUGGGUUAUUUUCAAAUUAGCUGAAAACGUGCAGUAUCGUAUUGAGAUAGAAGUAGCCUAAGUCCCGAUUGGAGAAGGGCUCUUCCAGUGGAGCAGCCUGGAGUGAGUGACCAACCAUGGGCCGUCUGGACGAUGCUGCCAAGCGCAAGGUGGUGGAGCUGCGGCAGGCGGGCUUGAGCUUCCGCAAGAUCAAGGCGGUGCUGGAGCUGGAGAACAUCCGGGUGUCUGCCCAGGCCAUCUACCUGUACCUCAAGGAGUUCCAGAGGAAGAAGGUCCAGAGGGGUGGUGAAAGUGCUGCAGCCCCAGACCCACAGACCACACCUGGGGUUGGGCCAGGGAGGGGAGAUGGUGGAAGCCGGGAGGGCUGGAAUGACCAGCAAAUACGGAAUCUACUGCGGGAGGCGUCACGCCACGCAGGCUAUGUUGCGGCAUCAGAGUUCGCCAAACAGUGUCCUGGGUCCACUCCUCCUGAAGUCAGGGGUCAGGGGCCGUCUGGGACAGGAGGUGAAGGCGCCAGCAGAGGACAGAGCAACAGGACAGAGAAACAGGAGGAAGGGAACAAGAAGGAGGAUGAGGAUAAGGACAUCCAGAUUGUCAGUGUCACAUCAUUGGCUCAGAACUCUCAACAGAGGGGUCUUCCACCCGCAGGAGCAGCGGCUGUGACUGUGACAGGGGCCUACAUGCGUAAGAGAGCCACGCCCUCUCCAGCUACUAACCCCAUACUGGCAGCACGCAAAAGGCUUCUGGAUAAGGCUUUGUCUCAUAGAGCAAAGAUAAGAGACUCUUCUUAUCAGUCCUACCAGCAGGUAGCAGCUCUGCUGAGAAGAGAACAGUCUAAUGCUCUUGGUUCUGAUGUCCAGAGACCUGUGGCAGCAGAUCAACCACAGUCAUAUGACCCAGUCGCUCAGAGGCUUACUCAAGUGAGGAAUUUGGAUGGCCAGCAAGGAGCCAGUGUUCCCAGACACAUGUUCCAGCAGAGAGUCGGUGGCCAAGCUGUCCGCUCCCCACACCCUGCUCCUCCCCGUGUGGGCAUCCGGCUCCCCAACCCCCCACCACCGCCACCCACCUCCCAGGGUAGUAGCCCUGUCAUCCGCCUCCAAAGCCCUGGGAGCCAGGGCAUGAACCAGGGCCUUCUCAGGAGAGACAGGAACCCCAGCCCUCAGCAGGCAGCUCACCAGGAGGCUGGAGGGAGAUGCGGGGGAGGGAGUGGUGGGGGUCUCCAGGAGCAGGUCCAGACCCUGGGCUCUGAGAUCCACAGCCUGAGCCUGGCGGUGCGCAUGCUGGUGGAGCAGCAGUACCGACUGGAGAGGGAGCAGGUCCAGCAGACCCAGGUCCAGAGGCAGAUUCUCAGCACCCUGCAGACCCUGGCCUCCAGACUGGAGGCACCCUGUACCAGCCUCCACCAGCAGCGACAGCAUCCCAAAACUCCCCCACCCCCGGUCUUACCUGCCUCAGGCUCUGCCUCCUACAGCCAGGACACGUUCCCCUUCAGCCAAGGAGGGUAUGCUCAGUGUAGCCAGGCCCAGCCCAGCUACAACGGGAUGGACAGCUCCAGUCUAGAGACCAUAGAGACCUUCAAACUGUCCGGACAGAGCCCCCAUGGCAUCAACGGCUUCCAGACAGGCAGCAUCAGUAGUACCACCGAUAGCCUCACGCUCACACACACCCCGACAUACACGCUGGCGCACACACAGCCUUACUCGUCAGCCUACACACAGCAGCCACACACUCAAACACACAUGCCCUCAUGCACACAGUCUUACGCCACCACAUACACGCAGUCACACACACAGUCCUAUAGAGGAACAGACAGUACAGACUAUCCCAGCACCAGCACAGAGGGAGCUCUCCAGGACUGUAUGGCCCCCACCCAGGCCUCUGUUGACCUGGACUCAGACAUCACAGUCUCCCCACAGGAAACCCAGCUCAACAUCAUUAAAGUAGAGGCACUCUAACAUGCUGACCAGACCGUGCGUGUGCGUGCGCCAUCGUGCGCAUGUUGAUUUUGUCCACCCACACCAGACGCAAUCAGGACACGCAGGUUGA
This is a messenger RNA of Salvelinus namaycush (lake trout), 2202 nucleotides long. RefSeq lists its product as uncharacterized. The transcript is spliced from 4 exons. Lineage: Eukaryota; Metazoa; Chordata; Actinopteri; Salmoniformes; Salmonidae. The coding region runs from base 273 to 2111 and encodes 612 amino acids. The record is from RefSeq and is a predicted model, not a curated record.